CGGAGUCGCCUGCUGGAUGCCAAGAGGCAGGGAGUUCCAAAGGUUAGGUGCUGCCACACUAAACUUGAUUACUAUACAAUUUCUUUAAAAACUGCGAACUUGUGGGAAAGUGGAGAGCUGAACUUAAGGAUGGAAAAACUAGCAACAGAGAGAAAUGAAACAGAGCUUCUCCCUUUCUUGCUCAGAAGGAAAUUGCUGUUUCAGUGGGGCUUGCUGCCAGGUAAUCUGCGUAGGACUGCAGCCCUAUAAACCAUUUUUUGGGAGUUUUUUUAACUGCUACUUUAAAAUGUUGACACCCCCCUCCAAUUUAGCUCAAAGGGGCCGUGCUGAUUUGCCAAACAACCCCCCCAAAUACGCAUUUUUCAAACUACAGACAAAACAACCAAUGAGCUUCAUGGCUGACUGUAGGAUUUGAACCCUGGUCUCCCCCAGAUCCUAGUCAGACACUCUAACCACCCUCUCUCUUUUUUUUUUUGCCCCAGGCCACCCUUGUUACCCAACAUAUAGGAGGUAAGGAGCUCCAUACUCACAUGCAGUCAGUUUUAUCUUUACAACCACCAUGCAAGGGAGGCCAAGAUACUGAGACAGUUAUGAACCCAAGGUCAGACUUUACGGUUGGCAUGGAACGGCUGGAUUUCUCACAAAGUGAAUGCGAUUUCCUCUUCUUCCCCCUCUCCAGUGAUGAGUACCUGACGCUGAGGGGCCCUCAGAAUGCCCCUAUCAUUAAGGAGGCCGUUCGCUGGAAAUACACCCCUAUGGGGUGGGACGCCAUCCCUCAGACCUGGUACACGGGGCUGACCAACAGUCACAACCACGACUCCUGGUACACCCUCACCAACCCCAUCGGCCGAGAGGCUUAUUACCGCUGGCAGAAGUCACAUGCCAAACGUGAGAGGACUCUACCACCUGCUUAUGCCCAGCAUUUGCACGAGAGCAGCUGGUAUGAUCCCAUCGUUCCUGCCCAGUAUUUGGACCCUAAAACACGAUGGGGCGCAUUUCUGUGGAGGGACAGACCCAUUCUUGGAAAAGAAUAUGUUGUCAACCGCAACCGCUGCGCUGAGGAGCUGAAGGGCAAGCCGGGCUACGUGGCCCAUUUAUCUUUCCACACGCCUGUCUUCACCGCAAAGGACUAUCGCACCUGGAGGAUGUUCGACCGCCAGCCCUCGACCAACCACCAGCACUAGUAAAGCUUCUUCUUGCUGUUUGGCAUGAUUUGAGAAUCCUUCUUUGCCAUGGAAGGUGGGGUUGCAAGCCCCUCUCCGGAUCACCCCCUCGCCAAUGCACAGGCCGAUCUCCCGGGCCCAGUCGCUCAGAGCACAUGGUGAUGGCGGAGGCCUGUGGCAUGGCGAUGUGAUAACUGUUGUGUGAUGGUGCCCAGUGGUGCGAAACAGCGGCCUUGUGUAUAUUCUUAUUCCAGGGAUGAUUGGCAGGUGAGGCCUCUUGAUUCGGGGGGCUGGGGCCAUAUAGAGAAGCCUGGGGGCCAUAUUUGGCCUGAGGGUUCCCCCUUCCUCUCACCUACUUUGUUCAAAGGUGAGUUCGAAAAACUCCACCUUUACCAACAUCCUGAUUUACCACAGCAAGGUCCUAGUGGCUUCAUCACCGUAAAUAUGCCUCUUCUGUGAAGCUAAUGUGGAAAGCCCUGGUUAUGUAACCUGUGUUCACUUUAUGAUGUGUUCUUAUUAACCUUCCCUCCCCCCCCCCUCGAAAGGUAAUAACAUUCAUGCAAUGCAUGUGACCCGUUUUAACCAAAAGAUAAAAGUAUAAAAUAGCUGGAUUUUAAUCUGAGUCAGAAAGACUGGUGUAAUGGUGAGGGUAUUGGGCUCUGACCCAGGAGACCUCGUAGGGUUGUUGUGAGGAUAAAAAGGGGAGGGCAGGGCCACCUACAACACCUUCAGCUCCUUGGAGGAAUAGGUGGCAUAGAAAUGAAAUAAAUAAAUAAGAGGCGUGGGAAUCCGACCUCUCCUCCCCCAAAAAACUUGAAUUCUACAGGGAGCAAAAAAUAAAAUU
This is a messenger RNA of Rhineura floridana, 2007 nucleotides long. It is a transcript of the gene TEKTIP1, whose product is annotated as tektin bundle interacting protein 1. The coding region runs from base 531 to 1184 and encodes 217 amino acids. NCBI's taxonomy places the organism in Eukaryota, Metazoa, Chordata, Lepidosauria, Squamata, Rhineuridae. The transcript has 3 exons. The record is from RefSeq and is a predicted model, not a curated record.